Molecule: messenger RNA, 1505 nt
Organism: Ctenocephalides felis (cat flea)
Lineage: Eukaryota; Metazoa; Arthropoda; Insecta; Siphonaptera; Pulicidae
Product: protein arginine methyltransferase NDUFAF7, mitochondrial
Exons: 1
Coding region: 140-1435 (431 amino acids)
Biological process (GO): mitochondrial respiratory chain complex I assembly
Cellular component (GO): mitochondrion
Molecular function (GO): protein-arginine omega-N symmetric methyltransferase activity
Source: RefSeq, a predicted model, not a curated record
UUAUUUAAAUUUAAAAGUGUUUUUUGUCAAAUCAUUAUUAAUAAAAAUUGAAUUAUUUGGUAAUAUUCCAAUAUUGCAUUUGACACUUCGGGCAAGGAUUGAGUUUGACGUCUUUUAUGUUGGUAACAUAACCUCAAAAAUGUUUGGAAUGCAGAGGCAAAGGCAAAUUUUAAAAAGCUUGAAAUUAUUUAAUGAUUCUCUAAGAACAUGCUACGUACAGGUAAAGAGACCGAACUUAUUAGACCUUCCUCCUGCAGACGAAUCAAAUCUUGUAAAGUCAAAGAUACCUCUAUCUACUGUUCUUUGGAACAAAAUAAAGGCUACUGGACCCAUUACGGUUGCUGAAUACAUGAAAGAAGCCCUAACAAACCCAAUUUCUGGUUAUUAUAUGCACAACGAUGUAUUUGGCCAAAAAGGAGACUUCAUUACAUCACCUGAAAUAUCUCAAAUGUUUGGUGAAAUAAUAGCUAUUUGGUUUUUGAAUGAAUGUAAAAAUGUUCGAGCUCCACCAAUAAUUCAAAUAGUUGAACUUGGUCCAGGUCGUGGCACUUUGGCUAAAGAUAUCCUCAGAGUAUUCCAUCACUUUGGAUUUUCAAAUAAAAUUAGUUUGCAUUUAGUAGAAGUAAGCCCUUAUUUAAUUGCUGCCCAAUCUCGACUUUUGUGCAUGCAUUCUAGCAUAUCAUCAAACCCUAAAAAUACUUUUGUGCGAUCAGGUGAAACAUCAAACUCUGUACCUGUAUAUUGGUACAAUGACAUCAAAGAUGUCCCCAAAAAAUUUUCAGUAAUCCUAGCUCACGAGUUCUUUGAUGCACUACCGAUACAUAAACUGCAAAAUACACCAAGUGGUUUGCGAGAAGUUUUAGUGGAUAUUGAUGCUGAAAAACCUAACACAUUUCGUUAUGUUUUAGCAAAUAAUGAUACACCUGCUAGUAAAAUGUGCACACAACCUUUAGAAGGAAAGGAUCAAAUUGAAAUCAGCCCACAAAGAAAUGUUAUAGUCGACCAUUUGGCUUCAAGAAUUGAAGAAGAUGGUGGUAUGGUUUUAAUUACAGAUUACGGUCACAAUGGUGACCAGGGUGAUACUUUUAGAUCAUACAAAUCCAACAAACAACAUGAUCCUUUAAUAGAUCCUGGAACUGCUGAUUUAACAGCAGAUAUUGAUUUUUCUCAAAUAAAACGUAUAGCUGAAGCCAAUGAAAGGUGCAUAACAUUUGGACCGGUUACUCAGAGAGAUUUUCUGAAAAGAAUGGGAAUUGAUGUUAGAUUGAAAAUGCUCUUAAAGAAAGCUCCGAAACAAACAGUAGAUUCGUUAACAAGUGGUUAUUCUAUGAUUGUUGAUAAAGAACAAAUGGGGGAGAGGUUUAAAUUCUUUUGUAUGUUCCCAAAUGUAUUACGGUGUCAACUUAAAGAAAGUCCGGUUUGUGGAUUUUCAUGAAAAUGGUUUAUUUCAAAUAGUUUACAAAAAGAAAACAAAGAGUGUAUUUAUUAAAUUGUUCUACUUAAAA